AUGCUGGGCCUGUCGCUGCUGGUGGGCUUCAGCGCCGGGUUGCUCGGCUACUACUGGGCUCGCGUCCCCAAGCGCCCCCUGCUGAUGGCUUGCCAGCCAUUCCGCUCCUUCCUGGAGAAGUAUUGUCCCAUUGUGGAUGAGACGUUCUACCCUACACCGUGGUGCUUCGAGGGGCGGCUCCAGACCAUUGUCCGGGUCUUCCUCAAAUCCCGCCCACCUGUCUCCUACCGCAGUGAGGUGCUACGAACUGGCGACGGAGGGCAGCUGACGCUGGACUGGGCCAGCGAUGAAGACUGCAGUGCAGGCCACUCUGACCCAGAGAGCUGCCCCAUUGUCUUAUUCCUGCCAGGCCUGACGGGAAACAGCGAGGAGACCUACAUUCUGCACAUGGUGCGCACUGCCCGACAACAGGGCUACAGAGCAGUUGUGUUCAAUAACAGAGGUUGCAAAGGAGAAGAAUUGCUGACCUACAAGGCUUUCUGUGCCAACAACACUGAAGACUUGGAGCUAGUGGUGGCCCACAUCAAGAGCCAAUUCCCUCGGGCACCACUGAUUGCAGUUGGGGUUUCAUUGGGCGGGAUUCUGGUGCUCAACUACUUGGGGAAGAAAGGCCGUGAGGCCGGGCUGAUGGCAGCCAUGACCUUCUCCGUGAGCUGGGAUUCCUUUGAGACCACCCACUCGCUUGAGACCCCCCUCAACCGGGUGCUUUUCAACCAGCGGCUCACGGCCAACCUGCGGAAACUCAUCCAAAGGCACAGGAAGGUCGUUGCUGAGAAACUGGAUGUGGAUUAUGUGCUGAAGGCACGUAGCAUUCGGGAGUUCGAUGAGCGCUACACAGCCAUAGCCUUUGGGUACAAUUCGUGUGAGGAGUACUACCAAGCGGCCAGCCCGCGUCACCAAGUGCACUGCUUCCACGUGCCCGUGUUGUGCCUUAACGCCUCCGAUGACCCCUUCUCCCCUCAGCAUGCCAUUCCUCUAGACGCGGCUCAGUGUGUGCCCACGUUGGCCUUGCUGGUGACAUCCCACGGUGGCCAUAUAGGCUUCCUGGAGGGCCUCUUCCCACGCCACAAGAGUUACAUGGACCGUGUCUUUGCCCAGUUUGUGGUUGCCGUCUUUGAGCACCAGGAGGAACUGCAGGCUAUAGUGGCAGCUGAGGGAGGCAAGGAGCAUGAACAGAGCCAGACUCCUCAGCUGCUGGAUCAAUGA
This is a messenger RNA of Euleptes europaea (tarantolino), 1206 nucleotides long. It is a transcript of the gene ABHD1, whose product is annotated as abhydrolase domain containing 1. The transcript has 9 exons. Bases 1 to 1206 code for a protein of 401 amino acids. Lineage: Eukaryota; Metazoa; Chordata; Lepidosauria; Squamata; Sphaerodactylidae. Gene Ontology annotation, molecular function: monoacylglycerol lipase activity; acetylesterase activity. The record is from RefSeq and is a predicted model, not a curated record. Gene Ontology annotation, biological process: medium-chain fatty acid biosynthetic process; medium-chain fatty acid catabolic process.